Molecule: messenger RNA, 702 nt
Organism: Sinocyclocheilus anshuiensis
Lineage: Eukaryota; Metazoa; Chordata; Actinopteri; Cypriniformes; Cyprinidae
Gene: chchd7
Product: coiled-coil-helix-coiled-coil-helix domain containing 7
Exons: 4
Coding region: 401-664 (87 amino acids)
Biological process (GO): mitochondrial respiratory chain complex assembly
Cellular component (GO): mitochondrion
Source: RefSeq, a predicted model, not a curated record
CACUGUCCUGCAGAGGUUAGCUCCAACCCUAAUUAAACACACCUGAACCAGAUCAUCAAGGUGUUCAGGAUUACCAGGCUGUGUACGAAAUCACCCCUUAUACUUUUAAAUAGGGCACUAGUUGAGGAGACAGCAAUGUGUAAUGGGGUCUGAAACCAUAGUAGACAUUAUCAAGUGCACUCAUUCAAUCCUACAAUGGACCACAAUAAUGACCAUACAACCAAUGUUAACCAUAGCACCCAUAAUGCACUGUGAUGGUCAUGCUGAAUGAGUUCCCACAUCUCGCCAGAAGAUGGCGCCUACAGCUGAAUCAUCCCUCCAUCCAUCCAUUUUCCAACCUGCUUGUCCAGUGUGGGUACAGCGUAAUGUCAUACAGCUGUGACACAGAUGCAGUUGGAGAAUGGCUGGCAAAUCAAGUGCAUGCAAAGUUCGGAAUGUGGAUAUCAACCCAUGCAUUGAGGAGAGUGAUGGUUCUCAAAAAUGUUUGGAUGCAUACAACUAUGAUAAGAGCAUGUGUUCUGCAUACUUCAUGAGGUAUAAAAACUGCAGGAAGUACUGGCAUGGUGUGAUGCUGCAGCGUAGGUGUGAUGGAGUAAAGCCUGAUAUGCCAACCGCUGAGGAGCGAGAGCAGGUCAUCACAGCCCUUGGAGGGAAGCCCUACUAACUGCACAGUAGCAGUUAGAACAUAAGUGUGUUUGGACU